CAGCUACCAAUAAUGUUAAUUUACAUCUAACUUGAUUGACAAUAUCCCAUCUUCUCUCAACAAAAUGUUUAAACUUUGAACCUUUCAAACAUUAAAGAUAAUUGCUCUUUUUCUUCAUUUUUUUUAAUACAAUAUUAUGGGUGAAUAUUAAAAUUAGUGAUAAAAAUGUUUGAAUGCAAAAUAUAAACAUUUGAACCAACUAUACCGCAAGAUACUAUCCAAAUAUACCCAAAAUACAGUUAAUCCGAUUGGAUUCCAUUUCUACGAAAGCACAAUAGAAUCCAAACUAACCCCGAGUAAGUAAAUGCCUUAGAUUUGAGUUCAAAAUUUAGUGAGCACGUGGGAAACAGCUGAGAGAACAAUUCUAGAACUAAAAUAGUAAAAUAUUGACAUAACAUAAAAAUAUUCAAAAUUUCCUUUAAAAAAAAAAAAUAAUAGUCACACUUGCGAACCGAACCGGCCGCUUAGUCCCUUCUCUAUCAGUUACGGCAUCCAAGCGCGCCGCUUCUCAUCUGUUCUCCUCUUUUUGGUUUCCGACUUUCCUUGUCUAUACAAUCUCUCGAAACCAAUGUUUAUCUUUUUAUUUUUUUUAUCAUUUUUAAGUUUUUAUGAACCUUUCAUCAAAUCAAAUUUGUUGACUCGGUCUUUAAUUCUUUAUAGAGAGAACCAUUUUUUUUUCUUUUAAAGUCUUGAAUUUUUUUAUAGAAAAGAUCUUUUCUUUCUUGUUCUUGACUUUGGAAUAUAAAGAUCCCUUUGAUUCCAUUGAUUUCCAAUACCCAUUUGAACCAAAAGAAUCAAUACCCAAAACAACACUCCCCACCACCACCAUAAAUUCUUCUCUUUUUUUGUUCUUUUCUUGUAUAUAUUGAAGCAUAUACGCCUGGUUAUAAUAUAAAAGAAAAAAAAACCAUCAUCAUGAGAGCAAGAUUGGUGGCGUUCCCGAUUAAAGGAAAAAACUGGUGCUUUAGCAGAUCCAUUGACCAGUCUGCAUCAGAAUCCACCGCUACCAACACUCUUUCCACUGUCAAAGUGCUUUGGAAGAAGAUAGCAUCAAGUUCCAAGCCCCUCAAUGCGAAUACGGAGCUUCUUGUUGAUUUCAUUUCAACAAGAUGAAUAAGGCUUGGAUGAAUUUGGAAAAGGCGCCUGAGGGCAGUUUCAAAAACAAGCUACAUGGGUUGGGAUUGCGGCUUUUAGUUCAAGUUAAGCCAUCUGAAAUUUUGUUGAAAUCUAUAACUAAGGAUGUUACUAAUGUUAAGAUUACAUACCCGUCCAGUUUUAAUGCACAGCUUGUGCGGCAAAGAUUACGACAGAUAGCCUUGAGUGAGAAGCUCCUUCAGCUAGUCUCAAAUUACUCCCAAGUUCAAAACUCGAUGGUUUCAAAUGGGAAGGGGAAUGAAUCUGAGCAUAAUGAUUCCAAGCACAGAACCAAGGAUUCACCUGGUUUUCAAUGGGUGAUGGAACCAUCCGAGGAAUUGGAGAACCUUCUUCACCGUGGACAUGACAAUGGUAGUCUUAGCGAACAUGCUUUUUCAGAUAUAUGCAUGACGUUUAAUUUGAACAAGAAUGAUGUUUUAAAGUGUCUAAUGAAUACAAUUCUUUCGGGAAUGCGGGAAAGGAAGAUUCAGUCCACUCGUUUGAGUAAAGAGAUACAUGCGCUCAUUUAUCAUUUACAGUGUAUCUAUCAUUUGUGUUUGGUAAGAAGCAAAAAGGAAGAAAGGAGAAAGUGUGAAGGAAAAUGCACCCAAAAAAAGGGAAAAAACAAUAACCUUUUACCUUCGCUUUCAUUCGGUAAAAAUGAAGUCAAAAGGAGAAAAAAUGAAUGACUUUACACAUUUUCUUAUUUACUUGUCUUUCAAAUUCAAUCUUUUAAAUCUGAUUCACGAAAAUAGGUAGAAUUUUUCAACAAAUACUGAAAAUCAUGUCACGCUUUGUUGUCACGUGCACCAAAAGCAUAUUUAAUAAGUUUUUUAAAUAAAAACAUUUUAAUAUUUUCCUUAUUUUCAGAAUUAAUGAAUUACAACUAAACAAAUAUUUGAAUAUUAUAAUAAAACUCAAAUAAUGAAUUCACAUUAUUAGUAAUUCAAAAGUUUAAUUUUUAUAAAUUAUAAAAGUUAUUAAAAAGAGCAUAUUAUA
Molecule: messenger RNA, 2133 nt
Organism: Durio zibethinus
Lineage: Eukaryota; Viridiplantae; Streptophyta; Magnoliopsida; Malvales; Malvaceae
Biological process (GO): proton transmembrane transport; potassium ion transport
Cellular component (GO): mitochondrial inner membrane
Source: RefSeq, a predicted model, not a curated record